AGCCAACAUUUUUGCCUCGGUUUCUUUCCCAUCUCCCCCAGACACACAUUUUCCCGGAAAAAACAAACCAAAGUAAAAUGGUAGAAUAUACCCACAAAUUUUCUCCCUCCCCUCUUCACUCUUCUCACCACCAACCUACCUCUAAAACACUGAAUUUUUAUAAAUAGAAAUACAAGGUACUUUUUAAAGAGAAAGGAUUUCAUGGGUGCCUCUCUUUCCAGCCAAACGGAAGGAACCAAUAGGACCGGGAUGAGACCAGGAUUGGGGGACAUACCCGAGGGCUGCUUGGCCUGCGUUUUCAUGAACUUGACGCCGCCGGAGAUUUGCAAUCUCGCCAGGUUGAAUCGCGCCUUUAGAGGGGCUGCCUCCUCCGAUUCCAUCUGGGUGAAGAAGCUACCCACCAAUUAUCAAGAUCUGCUAAAUUUGUUGCCUCCUGAGAGGUACCAGAACAUGUCCAAGAAAGACAUUUUUGCGCUUCUUUCUCGCCCGGUACCUUUUGAUGAUGGAUAUAAGGAAGUGUGGCUGGACAGAGUGACAGGCAGGGUAUGCAUGGCAAUAUCUGCAAAAGGGAUGGCAAUUACUGGAAUCGAUGAUCGGAGAUAUUGGAAUAGGGUUUCUACUGAAGAAUCUAGGUUCCAUAUUGUGGCCUAUUUGCUGCAAAUAUGGUGGUUUGAAGUUGAUGGAGUUGUGAAGUUCCCUCUUCCUGCUGAUGUCUAUACUCUGUCAUUCAGGAUUCACCUUGGAAGAUUUUCCAAAAGGUUGGGAAGGCGGGUGUCUAGUUUUGAGCACACCCAUGGUUGGGACAUAAAGCCUGUAAGAUUUGAGUUGUCUACUACUGAUGGUCAGCUAGCAUCAUGUGAGUGCUAUUUAGAUGAUAUGGAACAAGAUUAUGAAAAUAGAAACCAUAAACGAGGAUGCUGGAUAGAGUACAAGGUAGGUGAAUUUAUUGUCAGCAACUCAGAGACAGUCACCGAAGUCAGAUUUUCCAUGAAACAGAUAGAUUGCACACACUCUAAAGGAGGACUUUGUGUAGAUUCUGUAUUUAUUAUCCCCACUGAUUUAAUAGACUGUAAAAGGCGAGGGAUUUUGAAAUAGUCUGAAACACAUCAGGGUUGGUUGUUAUCAUCGAUGAUCCCUGGAAAUUCCAGGUGGGGUUUCUCAUGCAGCUUAUACUUCUAAAGGCGUGUGUUGUUUUAGUAGGUACAUUAUUAAUUGGUCUUGGAGUAGGUAUGGUUAUGUAAUUUUCACUAUCACAGGUUUGAUCCAGUUUUGUUUCCUUUGCACCUUUGCAGAUAAAAUUAAAAGAUUAUGCUUGUUUAUCA
Messenger RNA from Gossypium raimondii (Peruvian cotton), 1322 nucleotides. Its product is annotated as F-box protein PP2-A15. The transcript has 3 exons. NCBI's taxonomy places the organism in Eukaryota, Viridiplantae, Streptophyta, Magnoliopsida, Malvales, Malvaceae. The record is from RefSeq and is a predicted model, not a curated record. Gene Ontology annotation, molecular function: protein binding. Bases 202 to 1095 code for a protein of 297 amino acids.